AGUGGCUCUUUGGAUUGUUAGAUUGCGUUUAUCGAUUGGUUGUCGGAUUGUGAUGCCUCCCAAGCGUAGAAAAGGUUCGAAUCCCAUCAAAAUCGAAUACGAAGAGGAUCAAGUGGAACGAAAAAUCGGUGAUCAAGUCAUCAGCGAUCCUAAAAACAUUAGAAAGAAAAUCAAAAAAGAGGAAAACAGAUUUCCUGAUGUUAAACGCGAUUUGAAGUCGGAGCCAGUAGAAGAUGUCAAGUGGGAACCGCUGAAUUGGCACCGGGUGUUCACGAACAUCCGAGAAAUGAGGAAGAACUUGGACACUCCCGUCGACGACAUGGGAUGCGAAAGUUGUGCAGAUGAAGCUGCCGACCCUAAGGUUUUUCGGUUCCAUCAUUUAGUGGCCCUUAUGUUGUCGAGUCAAACCAAGGAUCAAGUUACUCAUGCAGCCAUGCAAAGGCUUCGUGCUGAAAAAUUAUCGAUCGACAUGAUCUUGGAAACGCCGGAAGUAACCAUUCAGACUUUAAUUUAUCCGGCCAGCUUUUACAAGAGAAAGGCCAUUUACUUGAAACAAGUGGCGCAGAUUUUGCGAGAGAAAUAUGACGGAGAUAUUCCCGACUCCGUCGAAGGACUGUGUGCUUUGCCUGGCGUCGGUCCGAAGAUGGCGCAUCUCUGUAUGCAGUGUGCAUGGAACACAAAUUCUGGGAUCGGAGUGGAUACGCAUGUUCAUCGAAUUGCAAAUCGAUUGGGGUGGCUGAAGAAAGAAUCGAAGAUGCCGGAAGAAACUCGAAAAGGAUUGGAAGAUUGGCUGCCGAAAGAUUUGUGGCGAGAAGUGAACUGGCUUCUCGUUGGUUUCGGACAGACAAUUUGCACUCCACUGCGUCCAAAAUGUGCGGAUUGUCUGAAUAAAUCCUUGUGUCCUUACGGUGCUAAAGCUCCAAUUGUCGUUUCAUCGCCUCGGAAGAAGAAUUCAUCGCGAACCGGAGUGAAGCUGGAAGUCCCGUAA
Molecule: messenger RNA, 988 nt
Organism: Notodromas monacha
Lineage: Eukaryota; Metazoa; Arthropoda; Ostracoda; Podocopida; Cyprididae
Source: the annotation of a GenBank genome assembly